GUCAUCGCUGCCGGGUGCCCAACCCCUUCAGAUUUCCCAAGGUCAUGUCCGUGGCCGCGCAAACCAUCGCAGAGCUGCCGGAGAAAACUCGGCGAGUUCUGGUGGUGCUUGCAACCACACCAGAGAAGGGAAGGGCACCCAAGAGCAUCUACGGCCUGAAUCUUGUGCUGGGUCAGCUGAACUUCCGCUUGGCAGAAUAUGGCAGGUACGAGGUCCUGACCUGCAAUGAAGCCAUCGACAAUGCUGCGACGUUGUGGGCGCCGGAAGGGGCAGAGAAGCGCUUGCAGCCUGCUGGUCGUUGCCAAGUGGUCGUUGCCAGUUGUGAGGCCAUUCGAGGAAUCCACUUGGACAAUAUCGAUGCCGUGGUUUUGGUCGGCGACCCCAUGAGUGUCGGGGACUAUCAGCACUGUGCGGGGCGUACCUGUCGCUACCAGCCAGGAUCGUCCGAGCCAGUGGAGGGCAUGGUGGUGUCCAUUGUGCCAGACCAAGCGGCCACACGCAUGCUGCAUUGGGGAAACCUGAGUGGUUUCAAGCUGGUGGAGGUUCCUUUGAACAAACAUCUCACCACCGGAGAGCGGCUGAAGAACCGCAACGAUAGGGAGCUUGAGGAGUUGUCGGCCGAGGAGCUGUCUGAGGACGAACUCUUUGUGGAUGAGUUCAUGAGAGCCUCGGAGGCACAGCUGGAUGACUUAGAGAGGCGGAUGUAAGUGCGACGCAGAAAUUGGCUUCAUGGGAUGAUCGUCUCACUUUUCAGUCGCCACGAAGCCGCGUGCCACGAAGUCGCUGUGAUGGAGCAUGGCACAAUCACCACUUGAGCC
This is a messenger RNA of Cladocopium goreaui, 818 nucleotides long. The record is from the annotation of a GenBank genome assembly. NCBI's taxonomy places the organism in Eukaryota, Dinophyceae, Suessiales, Symbiodiniaceae.